Molecule: messenger RNA, 2497 nt
Organism: Aplysia californica (California sea hare)
Lineage: Eukaryota; Metazoa; Mollusca; Gastropoda; Aplysiida; Aplysiidae
Exons: 7
Coding region: 31-1935 (634 amino acids)
Biological process (GO): negative regulation of G2/M transition of mitotic cell cycle; negative regulation of cell migration
Source: RefSeq, a predicted model, not a curated record
CUUUACAAUCUUUGCUUUUCAGUGGCAGCGAUGGAUACUCAGCUGCGCUCAGAGUGCCAGGGUCUUCUGGAGCAGCUGAAAGCUUCCCAGCGGCUGUUGACUGAACAGGUGUCUUCCCAAAUGGGACGAGUGACUCUUGCUUCUAGUCAGAGAUCUGGUGUCUCAACUACUUUUGAUGACCGAGACCCCAUUAUUAGUUACAAUCUAAGUAAAAAUGCGAGCAAAAAGUCCUCAAAAUGGAAAUUUGGCAAAGAUAUCACAGCUGACGUUAAUGUAGCUCAGGAGGCUGAUACUGACCUCAAGCCAUCCUUAGCCAGAGACAAGUUGUGUAGUCUGGCUAAGAGUCGAAAUCGCCAUGACAGCUUAGCCAGUGGGCUUAGUACUCAAGACAGCUUUAAACCAGGGAAGGAAAACUGUAAUGUAGCAGACAGAACUUUAGGAUAUGACAGUCGUCCUUUAUUAUUAUCAUCAUCAACCUCGUUGCUUGAGGGCAGAACCGCACUCUCAGACUUCUCAAAGAAUGAGAUGGCAUCUGUGGAAGACAAUAAUGCCGUGACAUCCUCUUCCUGGCAGCCAGCAACGCCCAUCACUCAGAGAAGACGUCAGCUCAUAGAUCGUCACACUGCCGUACCCACCAAGCUCAAUGCUAAGGAACUCAGAGAUCUAGAGAAAGAAAGGUAUUUGAAUUUCAGCUACUCACACAUUGAAGUUGAUGAUCAUGUGACCCGCCUCAAGUCAACAGGGGACCUUUCUGAACCUGAAGAAACAGAGACUGGUGAUAAAAAGACACAAUCUUCAUUUUCUACCGAACAUUCGCCUGCUGCAUCUCAUCUAACAAGUCUCCCCGAUCGUGGUCCCACCAAACCUGAAAAGCAGGAGAGCUUCAAUUCGCAGCUUCUUGAUGAUGGGAACAAUCGUAAGCUCAGCAAGUUUGUGAAGGAAGCUGCAGUGAAACCCAAGAGCAUCCUCAACUCCAGCGCUUACUACAGCUUGAAUUCAAGCAAGAGGAACAACUCAAGGGUACGAUUCAACUCGUCUCAGUCCAGUGACUCCCAGACUCCACUGCCGGACCAUCGCCUUCUCGGCUAUGACUGGAUUGCUGCCCUGCUGGACAAUGACUCAGCUUUGAUCAAUCAGUCUGAGAGUUUCUUUGAUGAGUUGAGGGAUUUUCGCAGAGCCAACAAAGACGAGUGCUCCAACCAGUUCUACAUGAAAGGCCCUCACACCCUGGUGGACACAGAACCUUCUGAGGUGGUUGAGGCUCUCACGGAACCAAAGGUUCGUCCUUACAUUGUCAAUGACAGACUUUUCACGGAGCCGUUUAGACCCAACCUUAUCCCUUACGAAGAUGAGGAUAUACCUCAAAGGCAGAAAAGCAAAGAGCCAAGUAAAGAUAACCCUAGAUUUGUCAGGGUGAGCAUUCCGCGGUCAACUCUUUCAACCCCAUACCGUGUCAAACCACACAGACGACGCAGUUUCGAUGCGGCUGACUCGUGUGCUCUUAUGGAUCACUGCCUGCUGGGCUGGGAGAAUACUCGGCCAGAGAUGUUGCCGGCCGCCAAGUCCCUGGACCUGAACACAGAGGCGGGAACUCGACAGGACUCAGUCGUCACGAGUCUUGCGGAGGCAGAGCGCCUGGCAACUGGUCCUCGCCACGCCGGCUGGCCCUUGGUCCGGUCCCAUGGGCGGCUUCAGACUCUGCCUACCUGGCGCAAACACUACCUGGACACCACGCUCAACAUGACGCAGCCCCCAGCGGCAGCCAACAGCUCACGCGCCAGCUCACAUUCCGCGGGGGUCACUGGUGCAAAACGAGUCACGGAUCGCUUACUGCAGUCCACCUACUCCAACAUGUACGAGAUGGAGAGACUGAAGCAGGAGAGGGAGCUGGAGAGGAAGAGGGAGGAGGAAGAGAGGGGCAAAGGGAAGAAUUGAUGGGAUGUAUGUCGCAUAAUUGAUGCGGUGUGUUAUGUACUGCCCUUCAACUGGCGAGGUCAUGGUCUGUGUCUGUUGCCAUCCCCCUCUCCUCCCCUUCCGUCUCCUUUUCUCUCUCUCUCUUGGCAUUUUUCCCCCAUUUUGAAUUGAAAGUUACAGUAUGGAAUGUCUUAUGUCUUUGCUGUUGAAUUUACAACCCAAAAUGAGGUCAGACAUAUUGUGCCUUUAUCAUAUCCAUUUUAUCUUUCGUCUGUGUGUGAGUGUGGGUGUGAAUGGUAAAAGUGGCUGGGAAUCGUUGAAGAUGAGGAAUGCAGAAAUAAAAUUUCAUAUGUGCUCUGUGAUAAAUCAAAAGGACAGACUGAUUGUAAGUUGUAGACGAAUGGUUGCAGUUCAGUUGUUUUUUUAAUAAGCUUUCUUGCCCAAGCUCAUACCUUUGUCAUUUUUUAAAUUCCCUUAUGUCCAUUUUAUCCUUUUAGUGCAAGUACUUAAUUUAUUCAAACUCUUGUAUACUACUGUAGUUCGGUGUAUGUGUAACAGCAAAUAAACUUAGCAAUGGUAUGGA